Molecule: messenger RNA, 2068 nt
Organism: Nelumbo nucifera (sacred lotus)
Lineage: Eukaryota; Viridiplantae; Streptophyta; Magnoliopsida; Proteales; Nelumbonaceae
Gene: PRD3
Product: putative recombination initiation defects 3
Biological process (GO): embryo sac development; chromosome organization involved in meiotic cell cycle; meiotic DNA double-strand break formation
Cellular component (GO): nucleus
Source: RefSeq, a predicted model, not a curated record
AGGGUGAUCCUGCAUGUCAUCCCGUUUAUGAACCGAAAUGGAUUUCCCGCUGAAAAUAUAAGCCCCAAGAACCUCUGAGCUCGCAUCAGUCUUCUCCCUUCUGCUCGUACUUAUUCGGUUCUCUGGUUUCUUCGCAGUGAUCAGCGAAUUCACGAAUUCAAAAGACGUAAGCAGGCGCAAGCAUUGAAAGCUCUGAAAGUUCAAUCGAUUAACCGGAAAGCGAAGCGAAGGAAAAUUGGAAAUGAAGUCACCUUCAAUGUUUCAAUCUAGAAGAGAUUGAAUUUUAGUUGAAGUUUAGGGCUCUCGCAAUCUGAAUCUCCUGGAACUACUGGAAAAAGUUCAAAUGAAGUUAAAGAUCAAUAAAGCCUGCGAUCUGAAUUCCAUUUCUGUCCUUCCUCCUCAUUCCAGGAGACCAAAUGCUGCUCCAACUGGGGCGGAUUCCUCGGUUUUUGGUAAAAUCCAAGCCUCUCAGCUUCGAUCGCAGCAGUCGCAGCAAUCGUUUUCCCAAGGGGUUUCUUCUCAGCUCGGAAUGUCGUCACAACUCUCACAGAAUUCUCUUGAUGAAAAUGUGGCUAAUGAGCAAAAAUAUGGCCCCCAAGAAAGAGAGAACUCAGUGAAGAGAAUUUCAUCCUUGGUACCUGCUACUCAUACAAGAGAGGACACUCCGAUGCCUUUUUCAAGAUCUUCCAACAAUCUUAUGCGCAAGUGGAGUUAUGCUUCAGCUAUGGAUCAACGAUGUCAGGUUAGCGAAGAACUUGACAACAGGAUUGGGUUGAUGGAGACUUCAGUAAACAGGUUGGGAAUGAUCCUGGAUUCCAUCCAGAGUGACAUCAUGCAAGUAAAUAAAGCAAUAAAAGAAGUGUCACUGGAGAUGCAAGGCAUACGGCAGAAGUUGGUUGCUCAUGAUGACUCCCUGCAGUUAAUGCUCAAGGGGGAGGAAGAUAUCAAAGCUAGCCUUGAUGUUGGCUUGAAAUCUAUUCAUGAUCAACUGAAAAUUGAUUCUAAGUGGUACAAGCUAGAGGAUGGAAUCUCUGUACUUUCUGCUUUACCAGAUCAAAUUGGAACACACUUCCUGAAGUUACAACGUGAACUUUGUGGAGCCUUCACCAAAGAAAUUGAUGCAAUGGUGAAUUUUAUGAAGCUUCCCAACCAUAGCCAUUCAGUAUGCACCAUUUUGCCAGCAAAGAGAGGACGCCAUGCUAAUCAAUCUCGUAAAGAGCAACCACCUUCCAUUAAGAAGAGACAAUGCCAUGCUGAUCAAUCUUUCAAAGAGAAACUUCCUUCUAUGAGAAAAUUAGUUGUGCCUCCAAAAGUUGACUUGAAAGCAGAAUUGAUUCCAAAUAUUGAAAUUGGAAGAUUGAAAUCAUUGAAACCAGAAAGAGCCACUUGCACCAAUAGAAAGUGUGGUACAGAGCACAAACAGGAAGAGAUGCCUAUUGCAGAACUGGAAAGAGAACAGAGAGUACUCAUUGAGUCAGAUGAGGACAUUGAUAGGGGUUUCUCCUUCUUGCUUAAAGGAAAAGAAUCUGGAAAGAGUCGAAAUGACAAUCAGUAUAUGCUGAAGGGCCUGCUUCGCCAUAGCCUAUUUGAACAUACUUCAAUCCAGUAUUUGGUGCCUCUGCAAAAUGGCAGAGGCGCAUGUGCUUCCUUUAGAUAGAUAGUAAAGCAGAUGUGCUUCUGAGGCAUUCUUGAGUCAAAAAGUUGCCUUAUUGGUGACUCAUUAUGAUGCAACAUUAGAUCAUGUAUACAUCUCAGUUUACCCGCCAAAUAAAAACAAUUGAUUUUCUUCUUUUGGUCUAAAUCUAGAUCGCAUAUAGAAAGGAAUGAAGGAUGGACAUUUGGCAAUUUCUCUUAGGAGAGCACUGAGAAUCAAAUGUAGACCCAGGUUUAUCAGCAACCUUGGUCACCUUUGAGCUCUAGUCUUUAAAUUUAAAUUUUCUUUGUCAAGAACUUUGCUAAAACGAGGUUGUGAUCCGUUGCAGGAGGCAUCCUUAAUGGCGUAAUGAGAGUGGUUUGCACCCAUUCUAUGGGCUGGGCCAAUGAUAUUUAGGGUUGUUAAAUAAAUGGG